CAAUUUUUCACUCACACACACACACCUUCCUAGGUUCAUUUUCGCCUAUGUGUGGAUGCGACAUUGUUCUGGUUGCAUUGGGAUCCAAUGCGAUCCAAACCCGUCGACCUCCCAGCCGCAGCAGCCGGCCAGAAACAAAAGCGAUGUUGGAACUGUCGUAGUAAGACGAUUCCCAGAUGAGGCCUAGCCUGCCAGUACCCCCCCGUCAACUGAUCCUUGAUUCCAUCACAGCCCAUAAGAUUGCGUGUGAUAAGACACUGCCAUCCUGCCGGAACUGCAAGGAAAAGGGGCAGACAUGCUUGGGUUAUGGAUUGAAGCUGUCAUGGCCACGGGCGUCACUACACGAUCCCUGUUCAGUCGGGGGGGCUUGAUUUCAUCAAUACCUCAGCUGGAGAUGUUGAGGCAUCCCAGGGACAGG
Messenger RNA from Phialemonium atrogriseum, 418 nucleotides. RefSeq lists its product as uncharacterized. The transcript has a single exon. Bases 177 to 371 code for a protein of 64 amino acids. The record is from RefSeq and is a predicted model, not a curated record. NCBI's taxonomy places the organism in Eukaryota, Fungi, Ascomycota, Sordariomycetes, Cephalothecales, Cephalothecaceae. Gene Ontology annotation, molecular function: DNA-binding transcription factor activity, RNA polymerase II-specific; zinc ion binding. Gene Ontology annotation, biological process: regulation of DNA-templated transcription.